This is a messenger RNA of Entrophospora sp. SA101, 183 nucleotides long. The record is from the annotation of a GenBank genome assembly. Lineage: Eukaryota; Fungi; Glomeromycota; Glomeromycetes; Entrophosporales; Entrophosporaceae.
AUGUCUGCCAAAGAAAAUUGGCAUUCUGAAAUUUCAAUUACUGCAUUUUUAAACUCAGAGUAUGGAAGUUAUGGCAUACCUAUGGAAAUUAUGGCAUACCUAUGGAAAUUAUGGCACGUCUGUGGAGAUUAUGGAACAGAAUCUGGUACAGAAAAUUGUACUACAUUAAGUCAUGCAGAAUAA